AUGGCAGUCGGCGGCAAGGGCGCAAGCGCUCUAGUGCUGGUGGCUUUGGUGUGCUCGCUGUCCUGCGGCCUUGCUGCUGCGCACGGCCGCGUGGCGAGGAAGAACCUGGGCAUCGGCCUGGGCGGCGGCGGCGGCGGCGACGGGCAGGGGCUAGGCCUCGGGCUCGGCCUGGGGCUCGGCGUCGGGGCAGGCACCGGAGGAGUGUCCGUGUCCGGGUCUGGCUCUGGGUCCGCAUCGGCGCCCGGGGUGGGGUCCACGUCCGGGUCCAGGUCCGGGUCCAUAUCCGUUGGAGGGGCCAGUUCGUCCGCCGGAUCGAGCGCUGGAUCGUCCGCGGGGUCGACUGGGUCCGGGGCCGGCUCCUCGGCGGGCUCUGGCGGUGGGCAAGGGUACGGGCAGGGUGGUGGGAGCGGGUCAGGGUCUGGGUAUGGCGAGGGCAGUGGGUCUGGGAGUGGGUCGGGCGAUGGGGUGGUGGGUAUAGGGAAUGGCCAGGGGUAUGGUCAUGGUUCUAGCUACGGUGGAAACCCUUGA
Messenger RNA from Miscanthus lutarioriparius, 528 nucleotides. The record is from the annotation of a GenBank genome assembly. NCBI's taxonomy places the organism in Eukaryota, Viridiplantae, Streptophyta, Magnoliopsida, Poales, Poaceae.